AAUUCGAGCUUUAAAAAUGGAAGCAGGACAAGCAGCAACGAAAUCAAAAGCUCACUACGAUUACAUUAUCGUAAACGAUGUACCAACUAAACUUUUGACGAUAGGGAAAACGAGUAUAAGCACUACGAGCCAAGAGCCUUUGUUCAUCUUUUUUCCAGGAAACCCAGGAAUCAUAGAGUACUACGAAGAAUUCCUGCAGGAGAUAUAUGACAACUUUGAAGGCAAGCUCCAUGUUUGCGGACUCGCUCACGCUGGGCACGAUGUUUUGCCAAGAAAUCUUCGUGCCCCUCCUCCAAAUGAGAACUGGCAUCUCUAUGGACUUCAAGGCCAGGUGGCACACAAGGUAGACUUUGUCAAAACGCACAUUUCAAAUGUUCGUCCUGUGUUCUUGGCUGGGCACUCUAUCGGAGCUUACAUGGUCCUGCAGACGCUCAAGCAAAGGAAAGAACUCAAUGUCAAGCGUUCAUUUCUCCUGUUCCCGGUAUUUGAACGACUGGCCCAAACUCCCAACGCAAAAGCGCUUGUGCUUAGUAGUCUCCUGCUCAAGCUUGCCACAUGGUUGUUGGUCGCCUUACUUUUCGUCCUGCCGGAGUUUGUCAAAGAUGCUUUGAUUGAGUGGCACUUCAAGGACAUCCAGCCGUCCAUGCGCAGUCGUAUAAAGAAGGCAACACUGACACUCUUCACGCCGGCUGUUUUCAAGCUCAUGAUUAACAUGGCAGAGGACGAAUUAGACCAGGUGAAACAGAGGGACGAAGGCACCAUCAGAGACAACCUGAAGCGACUCACCUUUUAUUACGGAAGCGAGGACAAGUGGUGCCCGAUAGAGUACUUCUGGGACAUGAAACAGGCUUUCCCCGACGCCGAUUUGAACUUGUGUGAGCACAAUCUCAAACACGCGUUUACGCUUCACAGUACGUGCGAGAUGUCUGCCUUUGUCUCGGGCAGAGUCAAAGACAGCCUGCCGUGAGCAAUUCUAGUCCCCUUCUUUGCGCGGGCAUUGUUUUACUCGAGACGGGCAGUGUUCACGACGCUUUCAUGAGCGGAUCGUUGCCGUUUACCACAAGGUUAAGAUUUUUAGAUUUCACCAACUCUGCUAGUUCGGGUGAGAGAUUGAUUUUAUGUACGUGUUUUUUAUACACUCGUUUACGCUGCAAAUAAAUUUAUUUUUGUUAAAAUUUCU
Messenger RNA from Ixodes scapularis (black-legged tick), 1180 nucleotides. RefSeq names its product lipid droplet-associated hydrolase. Gene Ontology annotation, molecular function: lipase activity. Gene Ontology annotation, biological process: lipid storage. The coding region runs from base 17 to 967 and encodes 316 amino acids. The record is from RefSeq and is a predicted model, not a curated record. The transcript has 5 exons. Lineage: Eukaryota; Metazoa; Arthropoda; Arachnida; Ixodida; Ixodidae. Gene Ontology annotation, cellular component: lipid droplet.